AAAAAUGAACCAAAUAAUAAAAGCGUAUGUGAAUCGUAUCGAAGCUGCGUUCAAUGAUCUGGAUGUUUUAUUCGAUAUUUCGUUAGUUCAUAUACAUAUUUUGGAAAAUCAACCGUCAGCUUUGCCAGUUUUCGGCGGCGACAUUGAGAAACUGCUCGAUUCGUUCUGCGAAUACGCGACUUCUGUCAAUCCACCAGAUGACAAUAAUCCGCAUCAUUGGGACAUUGCACUUUAUUUAACUGGAUUAAAUCUAUAUGAACAUUUGGGCAAAAUAUUAAAUAGAAAAAUGUGGAAAAAUUAUACAGUGACGGGAAAUGCCUACCAGGAUGGCGCAUGCAAACCACUUUUAUCAUGCGCAAUAGUAGAAUUUCGCAAUAACUUUGAAACCCAAUCCUCGCGUUAUAUAUCAUUAUCUACUGAUGCUGUUUUUAAAAUCGGCCAUCUUUUAGGAUUGGCACAAGAUCAAAAUUAUGGAGUUGCAAAAAAAUACGACGAUAAAUUCAUGAAUUCAGCUGGCCCUACAUUUCGCGGCAUGAUAACAUGGUCCGAGGAUAGUCGUAAUAAAAUAAAAAAAGUUUGGGAAAGAAAAAAAUGUCUUCGAGAUGAUACGAGGUCGGACAAAACGGGAGAACAGUUAAUCAUAGAACUUGCCGUUUUUGUUGACGAAACUGCAUAUCGUAAGUUUUUGCCUCUUCUGGACAACGAUGAGAAAAAGUUGCACAAUAUAGUAUUAGCAUACGUGAAUCAAAUACAAGCUGUGUUCCAUCAUCCGAGCUUGGGUGUCUCACUCGAUAUUAUGUUGGUACAUUUGUAUAUUAUGAACAAACAACCGUCAAAUUUGAUCAUUUCUGGCGACGUUGACAAAGUGCUCGAUUCGUUUUGCAAAUACGCGAAUUCUCUCAAUCCACCAGAUGACAAUGAUCCGGGUCACUGGGACAUUAGUCUUUACCUAACCGGAAAAAAUCUUUAUGAAUUUUUGGGCAGACGGUUGCCCUAUAAAAGAGGCAAGAGACUAACCGAUUUCACAACAGGAUUAACCUACGUUGAUGAAGUGUGCAGCCCACAAAAUUCGUGUGCAGUAGUAGAGUUCGGUGCUGUAUUUGAAAGCUUAACCUCGGGGUUUUCAUCAUCACUUUCUGCUCUUCAUUUAAUCGGCCAUCUUAUAGGAUUGGAAUUCGAUAGGGAUCCUUUUGAAUCGUAUAACAAUGCGGAUAAUGUAAAUAUACCUGUAAUGUCACCUUACCGAUAUUUUCGGGGUCAUGUAACAUGGUCUAAACGUAGUCGUAACAAAAUUGAAAGACUCUGGGAAAGGAAGCCGUGUCUUCGAGAUGAUACGACAUCCGAAAACAUCACUAACGCUUAUGCAUUGGAUCAUUCGCGUUAUCACGAAUUACCCGGAAGAGAAUGGACUGCCAAAGCACAAUGCGAAUUAUAUUUGGGUGACAAGAAUGCGAACGUAGUAACGUUGCAUGACAUAUGUCAAACUUUACAAUGCGAGACGCCUCGCAGAACUUACUUUGCGGGACCAGCGUUGGAUGGAUCUUCUUGCGCACUUGGGAAGGAAUGUCGCGGCGGGGAAUGCGUGCCUGUUAUCGAACCGCCGUACAUAUUUAAGUAUUGUGAAGACAAUAACUGGAGCGAAUGGAAAAAGGACUCCUGUAGAAGUAGUUGCUUGGCACAAUCCAAAGGCGUGGUAGUCAAACGACGUUCUUGCAAGCAUGGGAUUAACAAAUCGGCGAAUUGCAUAGAACUAUAUUACGACGUGGUUCUGUGCAAUGAUUCUUUACUGUGUACUCAGAAACGCAUGACGAUUGCGGAGUUUACUACCAUAAAAUGCACUGAAUUUAAGGAUAUUAUGUCAGAUCUGCAUUCACAGCCAGGAUAUCAGGGUCAUUAUUACAAUGAUAGACCAUGGAUAGCUUGUACUAUAUUUUGCAAACGAAAAAACUUUUCUUAUUCAAGCGUUGAAAUGAUUGCUAAUGGUGUAAACCCAUACUUUCCAGAUGGAACAUUAUGCCACAAGGAACGUAAUAAGAAUUAUUAUUGUCGUAAGCAUCAUUGUGUACCAGAAAACUAUGAAUUCUGAGAAAAUUACCAACUAAUUUAUAUCUAAGCGAGGAUAUGGAAGAAUUGUGAUUGCAAUACAUGUGUAAUCAAUAAAUACCGUAUACUUUGUAUAGUUUCUGACAAUUUAUAAAACAUGUAUAGACUUAGAUAAUUUUUAUUUUACACAAGAUGGCUUGCACACUCGACCUAGACAGAUGGAUCGACGAGUGUGUCAAAAGCAUGUGAAACAAAUUUUAUUACUUAGUAUUAGUAACAGCAAAAAAAAAAUUAAAAAUAUUAGUUUUUAAUUAACAAGAUUACGAAAGGAGACUGUUGGGUAAAACAGUUUCAGUAAAAAAGUAGGGACAAUCUUAUGCUGUUUGAGAAAAUAUUUCGAGCGAAAUUGAAAACGACGAUAUAUUGUUAUUUAAAUUAUA
Messenger RNA from Linepithema humile (Argentine ant), 2483 nucleotides. The record is from RefSeq and is a predicted model, not a curated record. NCBI's taxonomy places the organism in Eukaryota, Metazoa, Arthropoda, Insecta, Hymenoptera, Formicidae.